Molecule: messenger RNA, 881 nt
Organism: Paramecium octaurelia
Lineage: Eukaryota; Ciliophora; Oligohymenophorea; Peniculida; Parameciidae
Source: the annotation of a GenBank genome assembly
AUGCAAUUUACUCCAAAAGUAUCUGAAUUCGACUUUGAGAGACCUUCAAUAAAAGUUUACAAACUAAGUUAGCAACUAGUCUUCAAUAGAGCAGUAUCUGAAUAAAAAAUAAGAAGAUCUAGAGCUAUUUCAGAUAUAGUAGGUUAAGCUUCAAAAUAAAUUGAUUUUAAGGAGGAAAUAAAAAGGCUAGAGCAAAUUGAAAAGCCUUAAGAACUAAAAAGAGAGAUAUUUAGAUAAAUUAAACAAACUUGCAGGGAAUUUAGAAAUGUAGAAAGAGAAAGAGAUGGGUCAUUGUGGGUAAAAUCAUUUUGUACUAAUGAAAAAAUUAAACUAAGCAAAUUGUUCUAAGGAACUUAAAAUAUAUAAACAAUAGAUUACAAAAAAUUUCAUUCAAGAAGAAACAGCAAAGUACAAAUAAUUGCCAAAAAGAAGGNAAAAUUAAAAAAAAAAACAAAUAUGAUUAUCACAGAAAAAAGAAAAGAAGUUUUGAUGCUUCUAAUACUAAAAAACCAACUUAAAAAUUCGCACUAGAGGAGGAUAAGCUUAUUCUACAGUUAGUUCUAAAUGUCGGUCCUAAGUUUUAAAAAAUUCAUAAACACUUUCCAGGAAAAACUCUGGCCAUGGUAAAGAAUAGAUAUUACAAAUAUCUUCGGUAUAGAUGGGAGAUCUUGGGAUAGUAUUUUGUUUAAAAUAUUUUUAGAAACUAUAAACAUCUAAGCAUUCCACAAGAUUCAUAUGAAAAUUUGUGUGAAUAAUAAAAAAUUAUAAGUGAUCAACUUGAGGAGGAAAAGAGCGACUUAAUAGCGUAAAUUAUCUCCCAUACAAAACUACUUUCAAAUGCUCGAAUGUUUGUUGAAUAUCUAAUUGAACAAUUAUUAUGA